Tigriopus californicus is the source of this 2446-nucleotide messenger RNA. Its product is annotated as lactoperoxidase-like. Lineage: Eukaryota; Metazoa; Arthropoda; Copepoda; Harpacticoida; Harpacticidae. The transcript is spliced from 4 exons. Gene Ontology annotation, molecular function: heme binding; peroxidase activity. Gene Ontology annotation, biological process: response to oxidative stress. Bases 20 to 2293 code for a protein of 757 amino acids. The record is from RefSeq and is a predicted model, not a curated record.
AUCAAGUUGAUCCAAAAUCAUGGUUUGGAACAAGUUGAGCCUUGUCUUGGGCUUUGCUCUCAUUGGCCUUACUUUGGGAAUGAGUAUCCGUGAAGCUAUCCUUAAGGCCGAUGAGGAACUUGCAGCAGAGAGACGGUUUAUGAAAUCUCUGCCCAAACCUGCCAAUCGCAAGGGAAAAAAGUGGACACGAGAAUCUAAGGCAAUGGAUGGCUGGAAUCGUUUGGUGAAGCGCAGUGCCGACAUCAUUGAUACCCACAAGUUCUACCCUGAAGAGAUGCUGAUCGCCCAGAUUGAAGGCACAAUGCAUGAUAUGUACAACCUUGGUGGCGUUCCCGGUGGCAUGGCCGAAUCGUGUCCUCAUCUACCUAUGGCCAAUUUUGCUUGCUCGGACGAGGCAGAGAACAUGGAAUGUGAUCCCAAUGCCCAUUACCGAACCGUCACCGGCAUCUGCAACAACUUGGAGCAUCCAACCUUUGGUGCUGCUAGUACCAAGCUCAAGCGCUUGCUUCCUCCGGCCUACGCAGAUCUAAAAGGACAGCCCCGAGGCACUCGUUUCUCAUCCCUGGCCAAUAACUUUGAUUUGAACUUCCCUUUUCAAUCCGGAGACUGCGCCUCCAAUCCUGCAGCCGUUCUUCCCAACCCAAGAUUCGUCAGCACCAAUUUUCAUCCAGAUGCGGACAAGCCAACCAAUCAGCUUACUCACAUGUUCACGCAACUUGCCCAAUUUGUUGAUCACGACAUCUCGAUAUCGCCCGAGAUUGAGGCUGAAAGGUGUUGUGAGCAUUUCACCGACGAUGAAUGCUUUCCCAUUUUUGUACCCUCCACAGACACAUUUUUUGGAGUUGCUGUCAAUCGCGACGAUCUUCCGUCUGCCAGAAGUCCACGUUUCCCGAUGGAACGAAUGGACCAAUCCCUGAUGGCUGAGGAAGCUUGGAGAAACCUUGUCCAAAAUGCCACCAAGAUGAGGAGUGGCAGCAGCGAGACCGGCAACUUUCAAGGUCCCACGACAAACGGCGAGGUUACGUGUUUAGAAUUCACGAGAUCCACUGCUUUCUGCGAAGCAGUCCACACAGGUCCACGGGAACAAAUGAACGCCAUAACAGCCUUCCUGGACGCAUCCACUGUUUAUGGAUCCUCCACGGAAUUGGCCUCUCUUCUAAGAGACGAUUGUGAUGGUUUGAUGAAAGUCACCAAGACUGCAACUGGGAAAGAGCUACUCCCCGAGCUCCAAUUUGAUGGAGAGGUUCAAUUCUUAGCCGGGGACAGUCGGGCAACCGAAAUGGGUGCUUUGGCGGGAAUGCACACCGUUCUUUUGAGAGAGCACAACCGCAUCGCCCGAGGAAUGAAGGCCUUGCGGCCCGAUUGGGAUGACGAGACCUUGUUCCAAAAAACACGACGCAUUGUCAUCGGCGAAUGGCAAAACAUCGUCUUUGGAGAGUUCCUCAGUGCCAUGCUUGGCGAAUCCGUGGUUCACGACCACGAUCUUGGAACAGAUGGCAAUGCAGCUUAUGAUCAGACUGUGGAUGCCACCGUGGCAAAUGGUUUCUCAACAGGUGCAUUCCGAUUCGGCCACAGCAUGAUUGAAGGCCUCAUUGCCGUCUACUCCCUGGCCAAUCCUCCUACUGAAGUGGACACCCUCAUGGUCAAAGAUACGUUCUUCGAUCUCACACAAUACCAUAAAGACAAUGGAUUGGGCAUGGAGCGGCUUUUGAAUGGCUUGUUGAACCAAGACGCUCAAGCAUUUGACCGUUUUGUGGCGGAUGACGUCACCAACUUUCUCUUUCAAAACAACAACGGCGGAAUUGGACAGGAUCUGAUCGCCAGAAACAUUCAGCGUGGCAGGGAUCAUGGAAUACCUGGUUAUAACGAUUGGCGCGAAUUCUGCAACAUGCCCAGUGCUUGCUCAUGGGACAACCCACCGGCCGAGAUAUCGCAAGAGAAUUGGGAGCAACUCAAAAACAUAUAUGUCAAUCCCAGCGAUAUUGAUCUCUUUGCUGGAGGCAUGGCUGAAAGGGCAUUUGCCGAUGGCAUUCUGGGCAGGACCUUCAGCUGCAUAAUAUCAAAUCAGUUCCAACGAUUGAAGUUUGGGGACCGCUUCUUCUUUACCAAUACGGCCAAUCCCUUCCCAUUCAGCCAAACUGAAAAGGACAUCCUCCGCAAGAGACACUUGGCUGAUGUCAUUUGCGACAAUACGGAUAUUGAAGUCUUACCUAAAAUGGCCCUGAAACGGAAUUCUCCCGCUCUAAAAUGUAGAGAUGCGUUUCAAUUGGACCUGGCUCCAUUUGUACACUGAAUUAUCAGACCAACAAAUGAAAACACUGAUGACCAUCCGCCCCCGAAAAUGACAAUUUGGGAAACUAUGUCGUCGAGGAGCUAAUCUUAACUAACUAUCAUUGCAAAAUUGAAUCUAUUACAUGUUUAUGUGUGAAUAAAGCAUGAAAAGAGA